Messenger RNA from Anarrhichthys ocellatus (wolf-eel), 4033 nucleotides. RefSeq names its product heat shock protein 4a (gene hspa4a). The coding region runs from base 197 to 2710 and encodes 837 amino acids. The record is from RefSeq and is a predicted model, not a curated record. The transcript has 19 exons. Gene Ontology annotation, molecular function: ATP binding; ATP-dependent protein folding chaperone. Gene Ontology annotation, biological process: protein folding. Gene Ontology annotation, cellular component: cytosol; nucleus. NCBI's taxonomy places the organism in Eukaryota, Metazoa, Chordata, Actinopteri, Perciformes, Anarhichadidae.
CCACCUUGCUGCUGUACUGUAUAUAUGUCUAUGCUGCAGAGACACCGGUAACAGACAGCCGUGUGGAUUAUGACUACAAGUUGCUCUACUUAACACAGAGCAACAACGCUUUUACAUCAAUUUAAAGCGGAACAACUCGUUUCUAUUUGUGUUUGUACAACUGUAGAUACCGUUAUAGCUAGAAGACAGUCUGAGGAUGUCAGUGGUGGGAUUUGACUUGGGCUUUCAAAGCUGCUAUGUAGCUGUAGCCCGAGCCGGAGGGAUCGAGACAGUCGCUAAUGAAUACAGCGACAGAUGCACACCCUCAGUUGUAUCGUUUGGACCACGAAAUCGGUCCAUAGGAGCCGCUGCAAAGAGCCAGGUGGUGACCAACUGUCGUAACACGGUGCAGAGCUUCAAGCGAUUCCACAGCAGGGCGUUCACAGACCCUUAUGUCCAGUCGGCCAAGUCUAACUUGGUGUACGACCUGGCACAGAUGCCGUCUGGAGCCACCGGCAUAAAGGUCAUGUACAUGGAGGAGGAGAAAGUGUUCAGCAUCGAGCAGGUCACCGGCAUGCUGCUGUCCAAGCUGAAGGAGACAGCUGAAAGUGCACUGAAGAAACCCGUAGCAGACUGUGUCAUCUCGGUCCCGAGCUAUUUCACUGACUCGGACAGGAGGUCUGUCAUGGAUGCAGCUCAGAUCGCAGGCCUCAACUGUCUGCGGCUAAUGAAUGAGACCACUGCAGUGAGUCUGGCAUAUGGCAUCUACAAGCAGGACCUGCCGGCUCCAGAAGACAAGCCCAGGAUAGUGGUGUUCGUGGACGUUGGCCACUCGGGUUACCAGGUGUCAGUCUGUGCCUUCAACAAGGGAAAGCUCAAGAUACUGGCCACAGCGUUCGAUUCCGAGCUCGGUGGGAAGGCCUUCGACGACAUCCUGGUCAACCACUUCUGCGAGGAGUUUGGGAAAAAGUACAAGCUGGACGUCAAGUCCAAGCCCCGGGCGCUGGUCCGACUGUCCCAAGAGUGUGAGAAACUCAAGAAGCUGAUGAGCGCCAACUCCUCCGACUUGCCGCUCAACAUUGAGUGCUUCAUGAAUGACAUCGAUGUUUCCGGUAAACUUAACAGAGGUCACUUUGAGGAGAUGUGUGCGGGGCUGCUGACCAAAGUAGAGGGUCCCCUUCGCAGCGUCAUGGAACAAGCCAAGCUGAAAAAGGAAGAUGUCUAUGCGGUGGAGAUUGUGGGCGCAGCCUCCAGAAUCCCAUCCAUCAAAGAGCGAAUCAGCAAAUUCUUCGGCAAAGAGCUGAGCACCACCCUGAACGCAGACGAGGCCGUGGCUCGAGGCUGUGCUCUGCAGUGUGCUAUCUUGUCACCAGCAUUCAAAGUCCGAGAGUUCUCCAUUACAGAUGUUGUCCCCUACUCCAUCUCUCUAAAAUGGAAUUCAGCCGCUGAGGAGGGACUGAGUGAUUGUGAGGUCUUCCAGAAGAACCAUGCGGCUCCCUUUUCCAAAGUGUUGACGUUCUUCCGGAAGGAGCCCUUCACCCUUGAAGGUUACUACAGCAGUCCCAAGGAGCUGCCCUACCCCAACAGCACGAUAGGCCAGUUCUUGAUCCACAAUGUGGUUCCUCAGGCAUCUGGGGAGAGUUCCAAAGUCAAGGUGAAAGUUCGGGUCAACGUUCACGGCAUGUUCAGUGUAUCGAGCGCCUCGCUCAUAGAGGUCAUGAAAACCGCUGAGGGGGAAGAGGCGAUAGAGACGGACCAGCCAGCAAAGGAAGAGGAGAACAAAAUGCACGUGGACCAGGAGGAUCACAAACACCAGUCUGGAGACAACGCAGACAACAGAUCAGAGGUCGAGGAGAUGGAGACAGCAGAAGACGCCAAGCAGGCGAAGAAGAACGACCAGCCCCCUCAGGCCAAGAAGCCCAAAGUGAAGACGAAGACGGUGGAGCUGCCCAUCGAGAACAGUUUGCACGGGCAGCUGUCGGAUGACGCACUAAAUCUCUCUGUGGAGAAUGAGGGGAAGAUGAUCAUGCAGGAUAAGCUAGAGAAGGAGCGGAACGACGCAAAGAACAACGUAGAAGAGUAUGUGUACGACAUGAGGGACAAACUGCACGGGGUCCUGGAGAAGUUUGUGAACGAGGCUGAUCGUGACGCGUUCUUCUUGAGGCUGGAGGACACAGAGAACUGGCUGUAUGAAGACGGAGAGGACCAACAGAAACAAGUGUACAUUGACAAACUGGCUGAACUGAAGACAAUGGGCCAGCCAAUUUGUGAGCGAUACAUGGAAGCUGAGGAGAGACCAAAAGCUUUUGAGGAGCUCGGCAGACUGAUCCAGAUGUACAUGAAGAUCGUUGAAGCGUACAAGGCAAAGGAUGAGCUGUACGACCAUCUGGAUGAGCUGGAAGUGACUCGGGUCGAAAAGCAGGCAAAGGACGCCAUGAUCUGGAUUAGCAGCAAGAUGAACCAGCAGAAUAAUCAGGACCUCACUCUGGAACCAGUGGUCAAAGUCGGAGAGAUCCAGGCCAAGAUUAAGGAGCUUUAUUCAGCCUGUAACCCCGUGGUAUCCAAACCCAAGCCUAAGGUGGAGCCUCCCAAGGAGGAGAAUACGGAGAAUGGGCCAGUCAACGAGCAGGAGGCAACCGAGAGCCAGUCAUGCAACUCAGACAAAGCCACAUCUGCGGGCAUGGAACAAGGAGCGGCCGAGAACAAGCUUCCUGAAAUGGACAUCGACUAACUGUUGCAGCUGCAACCUGAGUUUCGCCUCCGUUUUGUCCUGCUACUCACUGUCGUUCUUCUGAGAUUUAUAUCGACGACACUGAAAACACAAACGGCAGCAUCCCUAAUUAAUCGUGUUCAUCAGCCAUCCUCAUCGGCAUGUCAUUUCUCUUUUUGUUUGAUGAAUACAAUGCAUAAUAUUAUUAAUGAAUAGACUACUUUACGACAUAACAGUUGUCGGUGUCGGGUGGAAGCUGCUUUCUCUGUGUUGCUUUGAUGGCCAUUAUGUUAAAGAUUGUUUAGUUCAGCAUCUCCUGAGCACAUUUAAGGUAAGACUGUCUGUCAGAUUUGAAGAAUUGUGAGCAAAGUGGCUGUGCAGAAGAAAACUAGUAAUACACAACGUUACAAUGUAAAGUAAUGCAGUGUGUCUCUAAAUGCGGUAGAGGUACUGAUAAACGAACAUGGACUGUUCCAAGUUGUACAUGACUUCAAAUAAUUGUAACUGCUGGAUUAUGAUGUAUUUAGUUUAAAGUUGAGGAAGAUGUUUUUAUUGAGUUUAAGUGUGCUGUAUGUUGAAACUAGAUACUAUAAGUUACUGUCAUGCAGUAUUUCAUUGUUUGGCUUUUCUCAUUCAAAAGCGAUGGUCCGUUGGUUCUCUGGUAGCCUUGUACUGUUUUGUUUUUUUUUCUACUUAAUGGUGCGAGCCAACAAAUUUCCUUCUGGGUGCUGCUGUUGUUGCUGCAUCACCAAAAAAAAGCAAAAAUAAACCUUGAACAAAAAAUAAAAGGAAUAGACAUUUGUUGCUAUUAGUGGACGAUACGAUAAUAGGUAAAGUGUACUAGGACAGACAAUGAUGAUGCACUGGUCACAGUUUCAUAAAUGUCACUACCAGUUUUCUUUCUUCUAUUUUCACAAAUAAUUGAGCGAAUAUAUGGCUGAAUAAACAACAUCUUAUGUUUUGGCUCGCUCAACACUGAACAUAAUAAUUGACACAAGUUUUAAUGCAUGUAAGUUUAUUAAAAUAAAUAUAUGAAAACCAAAUACCGGGCACCACAGAGGUGCUGCUGCAGCAGAGAGAGAGGGAGUUGAACCAUACCUUAGUCGGCACAGGUGCCUGCAAAUCAGGUGAUCCAACAUAUAGGGCUUAACAGGAAACUCCAAAAUAAAACAGGAUUUAACAAUCGUCAAAAUAAUUGUCAGGUGCUGACCUAAGUCAUGCAAUCAGUAAUCAAAUAUAAUAAUAAUAAAGCAAGGAAAGCAUUUAAUAUUGGAUUUAUCUGGUAUUUGAUAAUGUGAAUAUAAUAAAACUAAUUAAAUAAAGUUGGCGUCAAUGAUUUAACUU